This is a messenger RNA of Cryptotermes secundus, 1370 nucleotides long. It is a transcript of the gene DNApol-gamma35, whose product is annotated as DNA polymerase subunit gamma-2, mitochondrial. Gene Ontology annotation, biological process: mitochondrial DNA replication. NCBI's taxonomy places the organism in Eukaryota, Metazoa, Arthropoda, Insecta, Blattodea, Kalotermitidae. Bases 23 to 1189 code for a protein of 388 amino acids. The record is from RefSeq and is a predicted model, not a curated record. The transcript has 6 exons. Gene Ontology annotation, cellular component: mitochondrion; cytoplasm.
CAGAAAUAUAACUUAGUGUUAUAUGGUAUUUAACAAAUAUAAACUUUUAUUAACAGUAGUAUAUCUCUUUGAAAUGACAAGUUCAUUUCAUAAGGUCUUACAGUUGUGUGAAAAGCAGUGUUUUGUUUGGCCUGUUCUGGGUAACAAGGAUUCCACCAAUUUUAUUGAGUAUUUCAAGUUUGGAUUUGCUGGUGAACUCCUGAAGAACAACAUUUUCCAAGAAUGGCUUCUAAGCAUGGUUGUAAACACAGAUGAAAACAUAUUUCCAUAUCACUCCCAUGGUCUUACAGCAACAAAUAUUAUCAAAGAUUUGAGUGAACCUUUUUUGUAUGUGAAGAAGCUUAGCAAUUCACAGUUGCCAUUUGGAAUUGCUGAGGCAAAACAAGAAAUCAGAGGCUCUGCAAAUGGCACAGGCCAGGAGGAGACAAGAUACUUCCAGCCUCUGCAGCACACAGUGCUUUGGUCAUGCAUAUUUGCUCGGCCAGGGAAUGCCAUGCAACGUUUUUACCAGUGGCAGCAUCAGAGAAAAAUAUGGUGGAGAAAGUUCUCGGCAUCUCCAGGAAGAUUUCUGCUUACUGAUAUCCAGAGUGGACCUGAUGGUCAGGUGGUCGAGAUUAAGGCUGAGUUUCCAUGGGGAUCUGAAACAGUGGAGACAGUACGUUUCUUGGGAGCUAAAGUUUUUGAAAAUGUUGAAGGCAAAGAACGAGAAUUAUUUGAGGCAAGGGAUGGACGGAAGAAAGUGAUGCCCCAUGUUAUUGACAGCACUAUCAGUCUGGAGGGCAGUGUAUUAACAUUUGUUUGUGAUGCAUAUGAUGAGCCAUUAUUUCUGGGGGUGCCUCGCCAAAUGCUGAGGUUUCAUCGCAAGUUGGCUCCAUAUAAAGCAAGCUUUUCUGCUUCUUCCUCUACUGCAUCAGUAGGGGUAGAACUCAGUCAGUUAGCCCUAUACCUGACAAAACAGCUGAGGAGUGUCGGAAUUUCAACUCUCUUAUUACCAGAUAUAACCAAGAAGUCUUUGGAAUCACAAUUUUCCCGCAACGAUGAGCUGGGUAUUCCCUACACUGUUGUGCUCAGUGAUGCAUCUCUGAAGACUGGAAUUAUUGGUCUUCGAAGCAGAGACACUACACUCAAGGAACAAGUUCAUGUAACUGGCUUGAAAACGUACAUGGAGAAGCUGCUGAAGAAUUACUGACAUCGAAACAAGGCAGUAUUUACGCGUAGCAGAAUGGAAAAAUGGAAAUAUUUCAAUGAGAAUCGCAACACAUGUUUACUAUGAUAUCAUACAUUCUUCUUCCAUUGCAUACAUGACAUGUACUGCUUCAUAGAGAGCCUAUGACAAAUUUUUAUAAAAUACAGUGUGCCCCCAAGUUACA